UAUGACACCAUCACUUACUUUCUUCUCUUCAAAGAGAGAUUGAAUUCCUUUUGCCUUGUCAAAAACUUAUGUACUUCAGUAUGCUGAAACUAUUCGUAGUUUUUGCCGUUUUUGUUGCGGCUGCCCAAGUAUCCGCCACAUGUUCUGAUGAACAAUUACGGAAAUGCUUGUCGAAAUUUAGACACUUGUCAGAAGCCAAGGAUAGUAAAGAGAAGAUAUGUAGGGUCUACUUUGAUAUUGCAAAGUGUCUUGUCCUGUCUCACUGCAAAUUACGAAGAUAUGGUGGUCUAUUUAAGGCCACAAAGGAAGCCUGUGAGGGUAAAUGUGAACUCACUAAGGUGGUAGCAUGCAAACUUGAAGUACACAGUGAUAUGAUAAAGAAUAAUGGUUCUUACUGCUCGUACCAUCCGAAAUAUCGUAAAUGUUUUGAUAACACUGACUGCAAAGGCUUGAUGGAUGCUCAGGAUAAAUUGAUGGAAAAAUACUGUGGUAAAUAUUAGUAUUCUUUAAUUAUU
Messenger RNA from Octopus bimaculoides (California two-spot octopus), 515 nucleotides. RefSeq lists its product as uncharacterized. The record is from RefSeq and is a predicted model, not a curated record. NCBI's taxonomy places the organism in Eukaryota, Metazoa, Mollusca, Cephalopoda, Octopoda, Octopodidae.